GGACGUUAUGCAGAUAAUUCGGGGGUUAAAACCAAACGAAAGAGUUUCUGCAACAUCAAAACCUCACCAGAACGUUUGAAUAAUGUAUAAAACUCAUGAAUAUGUAUAUAUCCCAGUCAUGUAACAGUAUUUAGAGAACGCUAUUUUAAGUUAAUGGUGUCUUCUUUGGCCAAUAGCCAGAAACACCCCAGCGCUGGAUAUUGUCCCUUUUAUUGUCCCUUAUUAAACUUCUAAAAAUUCUAAAGAGUGAACUUUGUUUUUCACAAUUCCUUGUCCCACACCAAUGAGUCACAGUCACUGCCAAGUGCAGAUGUGUCCCCUUCGAGGCCUCGGAGGACACAGCGGUGUUUGCAGGUGUGUCUGCUGCUCACCUGCCGCAGAGCUGUGCCCUCCCGAGGGACAGCCACAGCACGGGAAGCCUCUGGGGAGAGGCUCUGGGGAGAGAGGCGAGGGGCUCUUUCGGGCAGCAGAGACGGGAGCGGGGCGGGGGCAGCCCGCGGAAGGGAACGCGCGGAGGACAAGGCAGAGGUCCCGCUCGCCCCACGGGCAGAGCCGGCGCCGGGCGCGCUCCGUGCCCGCUGCCUGCGGUAGCUGCUGCUGUCUCCAAGAGGCUGGAGAGCUUUCCCUGGCCCACGCCGGAGUGACAGCGCCCUUGAUCUGAUGUGCAAAGGGGAAAAAAAGCCCUCAUUUUCCCUGCUGUUCGACUGGGACGUGUGUUAUCGCUCCUUUUCCCGCGUGGAUUUUUAUCAGCGUUUUUAAACCCAGGGCUAAGUCACACUGACGCAAGCCUUUCAGAAAAGCCUCUCGAACGCAUUAGGAACGGAGCAAGCCCACGGCACCGCGCAGGGGUCCGGACGGGGAGCGGGGCAGGCGCUGCAGGACGGGAAAGAGACCGAGACCCGGCCCCGGCCCCGGCCCCGGCCCGGGCGGAGGCCUCGGCGGCGGCCCCGCGGCCCGGCCGCUCCGGCGCUGCCGCUUUAAGGGCGGGCGGGCGGGCGGGCGGGAGCGCGGCCCGGCCCCGGGAGCGCGGCGGCGGCAGCAGCAGUCUUGCUGUUGUGGAAGCACAGGCCUGAAAUGCUCCUCUGGUCAUCAGUUUCAGGGAAAGUUCAAAAGCUGUGCCCUGAAGCAAGGAAGUCUGGAUUAUUGAAAAGAAAUUAGACAGCAAGGCCCUGCAAUGCCAGAGUCUUCCUGCAAAAUCUCAAGAUUCAGUGGAAGAACCCUAAAUGGGAGUAGAUUGCUGUGUGUAUAUCUUCAGGGCAGAGGGAGAGAGAUGUUAAAAGGAAUUGUCACCCAUCACUAUGAAAAACAACAUCUUGUGAGUUUUUUUCCAAGCUUUGUGCCUCAUCCCUUGCUUCAGAUAAGCUGCGCUCCUGGGGAAGGCUGGUGUCCCUGGGGAAGCAUGGCGUUCCGUGGCUGGAAAUGGCUCCUCCUCUUGGGCAGGCAGAACACCCUUGCCAAGGUGUGGAGAAGCAGGAGGGCAGGCCCCUCUCUGCUCUGGAGGCGCUGCUGUCACUGGAGCACAGGCAAGUCUCUGGACCCGGAGGUGAGAGCGUUUUUGGAGGAGAACACCGAGGUCACCAACAGCGGGCACCUCACACCAGAGAUCCGGCUGCGCCUCCUCACCCCUCGCUGCAGGUUCUGGAGAGAAAAACCUGACCUGUGGCCUUAUGGGGACCCCUUCUGGGCAAUUUACUGGCCAGGAGGCCAAGCCCUCUCCAGGUAUAUUUUAGAUAAUCCACAUGUGGUUAAAGGGAGAUCAGUUCUGGAUUUAGGAAGUGGAUGUGGAGCAACAGCAAUAGCUGCUGUGAUGAGCGGUGCAUCCCAAGUCCUUGCCAAUGACAUUGACCCUAUUGCAGGAAUGGCAAUGAUCUUGAACUGUGAACUGAACCACCUGACUCCCUUCCCCAUCACCAUUAAGAACAUCAUCAACUCAGAGGCUGGCAACUGGGACCUCAUAGUUCUGGGAGAUAUGUUUUAUGAUGAACAACUUGCUGAUGGUCUGCAUCACUGGCUGCAGAAGUGCAUCAGGACUCACCAGACUGAAGUGCUGAUUGGUGACCCUGGCAGGCAUCAGUUUCUGAGCCACAGCAUUCGCAGUCAGCUGCACAAAGUUAUAGAAUAUUCACUGCCUGAGCAUACGAGACAAGAGAACUACGGGCUAACAUCAAGUAUUGUCUGGAGUUACCAGCCCUCAAACAGCUUAGACAACUCCUGAAGCUGCCUUUCGAUGGGAUUUUGUCUCAGAUGGCUUUUUGCAGGUAUAGAAAAUGAAAAUGGGAAUUAAACAGGGAACAUUACCUGUUAAAGUAAAGCAGCUUACUGUACCUUCACUGGACUGAUUUCAAUCAUGCUCAUUGAGGAUUUUGCUCAGUUUGAGGUAAAAGCUACAUGCAAACUGUGUUCAAAGGGGCCUGCACUGAAGUGCAGACCUACAGAAAACUUACACGUAGGAGUUUGCAUGCUUGAUGUUUCCCAUGUGUAUUUGUGUCUAGCUGACAUUACUGUGAAAUGUUUUGGAUGUCCAGCAUACUGCUGUGGGAAGAGAGGGCUGUGACUAGAGGACUACUGCACUGCUUCCACAGGCUUUUGCAAUUUAUUUAUGGAAAAUUUCUAAAUAUAGAUAAUUAUUGGUGUCCUCCGUAAAAUUCUCUACUAGUUUAUUAGCUCAUAAUAUGCUCAACUUGAAGUGCCUUGCUCUUUUUCUGGGUAUCUCUUCUGAAUGUCAAAGUAACUAAUUUGAAUCUCUCCCUUUCCCUCUAGAAUAAAAAUUUCCUCCUCCUUCAAACUGCCAGAGUGAUUAUGUAGGAGUUGCACCCAAAUCUAAACUCUGCUUCUUGACUGUCAGCCAGUGUAAAAGCUUUAAUAAAUAGAAAGUGAAUAAAUAGUACCAGCUAUGGAGUAACUUCACCCCCUUGAGAGUAGGGUCAAAUUAACUGCAUUCCCUGCAUUACUGUUUGCAAGGAUAAACCAGGCAAUCUGUCACCUUGGGAAGCUGCUGAGGGAUGAAGAAAUCUUUACGUGUGUGACAAACAGAGGGUAACUAAAUAAAAACAGGGAAUAAAAGUCUGAUGUAAUUAUUUUGCUCU
This is a messenger RNA of Prinia subflava (tawny-flanked prinia), 3086 nucleotides long. RefSeq names its product electron transfer flavoprotein subunit beta lysine methyltransferase (gene ETFBKMT). Gene Ontology annotation, cellular component: mitochondrial matrix. The transcript is spliced from 6 exons. Gene Ontology annotation, molecular function: protein methyltransferase activity. Bases 1175 to 2215 code for a protein of 346 amino acids. Lineage: Eukaryota; Metazoa; Chordata; Aves; Passeriformes; Cisticolidae. The record is from RefSeq and is a predicted model, not a curated record.